This is a messenger RNA of Loa loa (African eye worm), 890 nucleotides long. Its product is annotated as protein-tyrosine phosphatase. The record is from RefSeq and is a predicted model, not a curated record. The annotation marks the transcript as partial. Gene Ontology annotation, molecular function: protein tyrosine phosphatase activity. The transcript is spliced from 6 exons. Gene Ontology annotation, biological process: protein dephosphorylation. NCBI's taxonomy places the organism in Eukaryota, Metazoa, Nematoda, Chromadorea, Rhabditida, Onchocercidae.
UUAUCAAAUGUUUGGAUAAUACACGAGUAAUUUUAAAACAAAAGCAAGAUUAUAUUCAUGCAAAUUAUGUAACCAGUAAAUAUUUCGUGAAUCAAUUCAUUUGUACACAGGCACCAAUGAAAUCAACAGUAAAUGAUUUUUGGAUAAUGAUAAUACAAGAAAAUGUUCGUCAUAUUAUUAUGCUUUGUAAUUUAAUUGAAAAUGGCAAAAAGAAAUGUUAUAUGUAUUAUCCAACUGAAGUUGGCGAAAAAAUUGCAUUUGAUGAAAUAACAAUUUCAAAUUUAAAUGUUCAUUUGCUUGAUAAUAACAGGAUAAUAUCAAAAUUAAAAAUUGAAAAAAAUGAUAAUACAUUAUUUGUUUCACAUAUACUUUGGAAAGAUUGGCCUGAUCAUGGUGUACCAACCAAUGAAUUAAUACCAUUUCAAAUUCUUAAAAUGAUACGUCGAUCAAGGAAACGUCCAACUGUCAUACAUUGCUCAGCAGGUGUUGGUCGUACCGGUACAAUUAUGGCUAUUGAAAUGGGUCUUGAGCAACUUCUUCAUUCUGUUCCUCUUAAUAUGGUCAAAUUAUGCAAAGAAUUACGAAAUAUGCGUGCUUAUAGUGUGCAAACCGACCUACAGUAUGUCUAUAUUGCUAAAUGUUUGUUAGCAUAUGCAUGGUGUUGUGGUGUAUUCAUCGAUGCUCCAAACCUAAUUCCGAAAUCAGAUUCAUUCGAUAAAAAAUAUAAAGAAUUAAUGGAAAGUCAAUGUUUAAAACCAGCUGAAGGUUUACAAAGUGAUGCAAUGGUAGAACAAAUGGAUAUGUUCGAUACAAUAGACAAGAAAAAUGAUGAUAAAAAUGAUUAUAUCGAGAAUUACGAAGAAUUUAUCUACAGUGAUGAUUCUGAUUAA